AUGCUGCUAGUGUCGCAGAUGUUCGCACGAGCAGACGAUCGCGUGCAAUCCGUGCCGCUGAUUUCCGCCCAAGGAGCCAUGUUCGCGCGGAUGACUGAGGGCAGAGCAGACCAUCCGUCAGUUGUGGACCUCCCUUCACUAUUAGAACAGCCAGCUGGCAGCCCCAAACCCUCGAGCAGGGUUGAGGGUUUAGGCGGGAAUAAAGGGGAGGCGCAGGGUGAGAGGGAGUGGCAGGGGGAGGAGGCGGGGGAAAAGGAGGGAGAGGGGGAGGGGGAGGAGGAGCUGUUCUUGCGGCUGGUGGAUAUGCUGAGGGGGAGUAGGCGGACGGAGGGGGGAGGGCAAGGCGACGAGGGCUAUAACGCGCAGCGGCAGCAGCAGCAAGGGGGAAAAAGUGCGCAGUGGCAGGCGGGGGAAGGGGGAGGGCGCGGGGAAGCAGCAGAGCGGGCGGUGGGAGGGGAAGGGGGAGUGAGUGGGGAGGCAGCGGAAUGGGUGGUGGCGGCAGUGGCGGAGAGUGUGGGGGUGGCGUGGGGGAGAGCGCGGCAGGUGGCGCGUGUGUGUGGGGGAGUGCGAGCGAGGAGAGUGUGGGAGAAGAUUGCUCUUCUCAGGAGCCUUCUCAACGCUGCCCCUGUAAAGACCACCCAAGCCAGCAGUCUUAGCGAAAGUUUCCCUUCCGACACCCACAGCAGUCCCACCAAUGGCAGUCUCACCAAUGGCACUCCCACCAGUGGCACUCCCACCAGCAACACUCCUACCAGCAACAGCAACCCUGUAAUUACCACCAGUAGCACCAACCCUGUAAUUAGCACCAGCAGCACCACCCCUGCCACUGCCAUGCCAGCCAGCAACGGCAGGAGUGGUAGGAGCGAGGGGCGAGGGGAUUCCUUGUGGGAGGCUGCUGGUGCUGGUAGUGCUGCUGGGGGCGAUGAAAGAAGGGAAGGGGAAGGAGGGGAGGAGAGGGGUGAGAGGGGAGGGAGAGAAGAGGAGGAUAGAGGGCAUGAUAGUGGGGGAAAGGGGGAAGGGAGAGGGUUCGGAGUGGCUCCUGUUGGGCCGUUGAUUCAGCGUGCGAUCGGACGGCUGGCAGUGAUCGCGAGGGAUGAUGAUGUGCUGCUGCAGAAGUCUCUGGGCUUUUUCCAAAAGCUGGCAGCGCAGCGACGUGGAGUCGCGCUAUUGGACGACCCUUCCACUGCUCUGCCGGCGCUCGUUGCCGGUUUUCCGGAAUUUCUGGCGUGGGAGGAGGAAUCUGAUGCGUCUGGCAAUGUGGAUGGGGAGGAUGGUCUAGAGGCAGACGGAGAGAAGGUGGAGGAGGGAGAGGGGUUGCUGGUCAUGGGAAGGCAGGAACAAGAGAAGGGAGCGCUAGCAAGAGAGGGUAGUGUGGGGAAUGUUUCGGACAGGAAACGGGAGGAAAAAGGAGAGGGAGGAGAGGAGCCGGGUGAGGGGGGAGAGGAACCGGGCAGCCGUUUUGGAACGAGAAUCAGAUGCCCUCUGUUUUGUCCCCUGUGCCGUUUCGGUAAAACCCCAUCCGCCACCUCCCCAUCUGCUGUCUGCUUUCAAUCCCCCUCGCCGUCACAGCUGGGAGUGCGCGUGUGGGACCUGCCUCUAAUAAUCAACCGCUCCCCCCCACUGGGAGUGCGCGUGCGGGACCUGCCUCUCAUAAUCAACCGCUUCCCCCCAGUGCUCUCCCCGUCGGUCUUCCUCAACGCACCAGUGGUCGCCGAUGCCAUCACCAACACUCUCAAGGUGCCAAUCAGCAAGGUCGACCCGAUGCUCACGCGCUGCCCCGAGCUGCUGUCUCUCACUCCGACCAACAGCAUCGCGCCAGCUGGCGUGUUCCUACAGGCCGUGGGGCUGACGCGCGGGGAGAUGGUGCGCGUGCUCUCUGCCAGCCCGUCGCUGCUGUGCCGGCCCAGGCACCAACUGGGGGAGGUGGGUCUGAUAGAAGAGAUGGGGGAGGUGGGUCUACUGGUUCAGCCAGUCACUAGACUGCUGCAGGGGCAUCUCGCCAUCCCUUUUCACGAGCUGCCGCACCUCAUCUUCCGCUGCCCAGGCCUGCUGUGCCUCUCUCACCCUUCCUGCUGCAAGGCAAGGCAGUGUUCCUCACACACCAAGCACUUUCCCCCCACCCAACCCCAUUUCUCCCCCCCCCCUUUUCAGUCACUGGAUUGGCUACAAGAGAACCUCGCCAUCCCGUCCCACGAGCUAGCCCACCUUGUGUUUCGCUGCCCCGGCCUGCUGUGCCUGUCGCCCGCGGUGCUGCACGGCAAGGCGGCGUUUCUCACGGGGGAGGUGGGCGUGACAGCAGCAGAGGAGGUGGCGCGCGUGGUGUGCCGCUUGCCUGAAGUGCUCACCAUGAGCGUCAAUUCUAUGCGGAACAGGAUCUCCUUCCUCUACUCCCGAGGCUUCUCCCGUGCUGACGUGGCAGCCAUGGUGGUUCGGUACCCACCGCUCCUGGGCUACAGUGUUGCUGCGGUGCUUCGGCCGAAGCUGGACUUCUGGCUCGAGGAGGAGGAAAAGGGGGUGCUCGGACUCAACUUCAUGCUUGUGCCCCUGCGCGCGCCUCAGGCCUCUGCUGUUACUGCAGGUGCACCAGCAAGUGAUGGUGGUGCUAGUGGUGGUGGCGGGGUUGGUGGUGUGAGCGGUGGUGCUGCUGCUGCUGCUGUGGGUGCAGCGUCAGGUACUGGCCUUGGUGGUGGUGAUGGUGAUGGUGGUGGUGGUGGCGAUGGUGAUGGUGGUGGUGGUGGCAGUGGUGGUCCUAGUGGUACUGCUGCUGCUGCCUUGCCGGCUCCAACUAGUGGUGAUCAAGCUGCAAGGCGUGUUCAAGGAACCGGCGCCACCCGUCCAGAUUCGCGUAAAAGGUUUCCUGCAGAAGCAGGUGUUUUGGAAAGAGAAGCCCCCUCUGGCGGAGCUUCCCUUGCCUCUGUGGCUGCCAGGUCAGCAGAACCCACUGCCAGGUCACCUGCCACUGGUGCCAGGUCAGCAGCCACCUGGGGAUCAAGGAGAGAUGCCAUGGACCCACCAGUAUCACCAGGAGAGGAGAAGAUCUCUCAGGAAGGGCGAAACUUUUCGGCUAGAAGAGCUGAUUAUUCACCUGAUGCCAGCCGUGGUUCACCGGAAGGUAAGGUGGUAUCGUCUGUUCCUAUGAGGAGAAAAAUGCCUGAAGCAGCGUCUCGGAACAUGGGACUGGAUGGUAGUUCGGCAGGGAUUUUGGAUAGAAAGGGAAGGAGGGACGGAAGUGGGGGCAAGGGUGAUACAUUAGGGUCGAGAGGGGAAGAUGAGUGGAAGAAUCUUGAGGAGUUGAACAUGGAUGGCCACGUGGCACUCGAUCCCCAUUCCCAUUGGUCCCUAGACGAACUUAACCGCGAGCUUGACUCAAUCCAACGGCGCACAGGCCCAGUCCCCGCCAAGAUCCGCCCGCGAAAUGCGGCGCAGUAUGCGGCGAAGGCCUCGCGCCGUCUCCAAACAGGAUCAACAAGCACCGCCGUCGCCGCACCCGCCGCCUUCGGAGACGGCGCUUUUGGCGCUGUACCCUGCUGGGCAUCCGAACCCGGAGACUCCGCGCGAUCUCCGGCGCGACCCCCGGCGUGGAUGACGGCCGGUCGAGGAUCCGCGAGCAGCAGCGGCAGCAGCGACGAGGAGAGGGAGGAGUCAGCUUACGGCGGAGGGUUGGGCGGAAACUUCUAUCCGUCUCCUAACGCGCGCGCGGAAACGGGUAGCGCGGGGAAGGACAGGCGGAAGAGCGCGGGGAGCGGCGGAAAGAAGCCGCGGAAAGCGUCGUUCCACAUCAGCCUUAGCAGCAGCGACUCUAGCGGCUCGGACGGGGAGGGGGAGGUUGGGAAUGGGGAACGGGUCGGCGGAGAUGGGGGAAAGCGGAGGGGAAGUUUAGGCGGGAGGGGGAGUGCGCUGGACGCGGAGAGGCCAGUGGCGCGGCCUGUGAGGCGGGCGGAGGCGGAACUGGGGGAGGUGGAGCGGAAAGUAGCUGCUGAGGUGGAGCUUCUGGAGGAGGCUGAACUGGGGGAGGCGGAACUGGGGGAGGCGGAACUGGGGGAGGCGGAACUGGGGGAGGCGGAACGGGGGGAGGUGGAACCGGGGGAGGUGGUACUGGGAGAGGUGGAACUGGGGGAGGUGGAACUGGGAGAGGUGGAACUGGGGGAGGUGGAACUGGGGGAGGUGGAACCGGGGGAGGUGGAACGGGGGGAGGUGGAAGGGAAGGUCGCUGCUGAGGUGGAGGAGGAGGUGAGGCAGCGGCGGGUGCGGCUGGAGGGGAGGCUGAUGGAGGAGCGGGAGAAGGGGCGGGCAGCCGUAGCUGCGGUGGAGGCACAGCGAGAGGCGGUGCAGGCCACACUGGCUCGGCUAGAUCGGGAGCACUGGCAGGCCGUAGAAGAGAUGAGGGAUUCUCACAUCCGUCGGCUGUCUCAGGAGCACGAGCAGAAAUCGGAGCUUCGGAGAGAGGCGGCGGCGGCAGAGGCUCGGCGCCGAGCCGAGAUCGAAGCUGAGCUUCGGGCAAAGCAGCAGAGGGAGAUGGAGGAGGAGAGGAGGAGGAAGGAGGAGGAGAGAAGAAGGAAGGAGGAGGAGGAGAGGAGGAAGGAGGAGGAGCGGAAGAGGGAGGUGCAGAGGCAGCAGCAGGAGGUGGAGGCGAGCAGGAGAGCAGCCCAGGCAGCAAAAGCAGCUGCUGAUGCAGCCGAUGCAAGAGCAGCAGCAGAGGUGGGUUGGGUUGGGUUGGGUUGGGUUGAGGUGUGGAGCGCUGAGCCAAGGCAGCAGCAGGAGGUGGAGGCGAGCAGAAGGGCAGCCCAGGCGGCAAAAGCAGCUGCUGAUGCAGCAGACGCGAGAGCAGCAGCAGAGGUGCCAGCACAGAGGAGUUCCAAAGUGCAAGUGGCAGAAGGGGCAGCAAAGGAGGCGGAGGCCAGGCUGACACAGCUGAAGGCGAUCUCCUUUCCCCAUUCCCUCUAUUUCCUCCCAACGCUCCAAUCAAGCAGUGCAGAGAAGUUCCAAACGCAGAGGAGUUCCAAAGUGCGAGUGGCAGAAGGGGCGGCGAAGGAGGCGGAGGCCAGGCUGGCACGGCUGAAGGCGAUGCGCGAUGAGAUCGCUCCCAUCAUGGCUGAUAAUGCACGGAAGAAGGACCGCAAGACUGUGGAGCGGCGAAUCAUUCUGCUGGUUCAGCAGAUUUCAGCCACGCACGACCAAAUCGCCAAAAAGUCUGCCGAUCUCACUGCUCUCUUGCGGGACCCAUCCCUUCCCCAGACGUUCGUCGCAAUUACCUUCGCCUCCAAGAUUCUAUCGCAGUGCGAGUCCCAAGUUACCAAGUUACCGCCGUUCGCAUUCGCUCUCGCGCAAGUCAUAGUGAACGUGUCCUCUCAGGCGCCCAUAGCCAUGGAGGCCUUGAUGGCAAGCCUGAAUGAGACCUGCAUCUACACCGUUCCACAGCACUAUGUCUUUUCCGAGGCCUCCUACGCUUGUGAUGAUGCCUAUUAUCAUGAUUUGGGAUACCGGGAGGAAGAGGGAGAGGGCGGAAAGAAGAAGAUGGAGUCGACCGAUGCGUUUAUAGAGAGGAUGACAGGAUACAUCACACUCAUGGCUGCUAUAUGCCAGACCCUCCCACCACCUGGCACCGCAGUGCACCCCUUUGGCUUGUCCCAUGCGUGGCAGUGGUGUGCUCGGCUGCUGAACCACCUUCCGGCCAAUCGGGCGUCGGCCACCGCUCUGGAAGUGUUUCUCAAGAUUGCUGGUUACCGCAUGCACCUUACGUACCGCUCGCAGUUCCUGAAGCUGCUAGAUGUGGUGGGAAACGAGUAUAGGGGCAAGCUGCAGGCGCUGAACGAUGCUGACGUGGCGCCGGUGGUUAACCGAAUCGAGACAUACAUUGGUGUGCAGAGGUAUCUGAGGCCGCCUGAGGGGCUGGAGAUGCCGCUGCAUGAUAAGUCGUCGCAACUCAGAGCAUAG
Messenger RNA from Closterium sp. Naga37s-1, 5934 nucleotides. NCBI's taxonomy places the organism in Eukaryota, Viridiplantae, Streptophyta, Zygnematophyceae, Desmidiales, Closteriaceae. The record is from the annotation of a GenBank genome assembly.